AUGCCGUUUGCAAGUCUGUCUUGUUUGGUGAGGUACAACUGCACCAUUGGCCUUCCAGCAUACUAUUCGCGCCGGCUCGACCAGGAGUCCAAAGACUUUUGCAAUAAUGUUUUAAAACCGUUACUCCAAACUGAUGAAUUUGCUGAUGCCGUUUGGAAGGUUUGUUCUCGCAUCGCAUGGCUUGAGCAGAAUACCCGUGAUUGGGAUGGAGCACAGGCAGCACAUAUCACGGGAGCUGCGCAAGGCUACCAGGAAAGUAUGGCCGCAGAUGCUAGUAUUGUGGCUGAGAACGUCAGCCGCAUGGGCUUCAACUUCUAUGGAUGA
This is a messenger RNA of Cladocopium goreaui, 324 nucleotides long. Lineage: Eukaryota; Dinophyceae; Suessiales; Symbiodiniaceae. The record is from the annotation of a GenBank genome assembly.